Molecule: messenger RNA, 3438 nt
Organism: Bacidia gigantensis
Lineage: Eukaryota; Fungi; Ascomycota; Lecanoromycetes; Lecanorales; Ramalinaceae
Exons: 4
Coding region: 1-3438 (1145 amino acids)
Molecular function (GO): RNA binding
Source: RefSeq, a predicted model, not a curated record
AUGGCUCCCUCACCGAACCCCGAACAAUCAAAUCAGCGUCUGAACCUGAGUCACCUCCCACAGAUUUCUGCAACACAACCGCAAUCUGGGUCAUCAACAGCAAAUACGUCUCCAAUCGAUUCGCAUCCUAGCGCCGCUUCUCGCUCUCCGUUUGGGAAUCCUCCAGGCAAGACUGCCAUGAGUAGCACCGCCGGUGUGGCAACUUCAAGGAACGGGGCUGGAUCCCCAUCCCAUGAUUUGGGAACAGCAAGGCCAUAUUCUAAGCGUGCUCGAGAGAUACAAGCGUCUGAAGGAUUGACUCCCCAAUUCUGGGGCCCACCGGCCAGUGGCGGUUCCACGCCAUUGCGAGAAACCAUUCCCGAAUCUCCUAGUCAAGAUGGCUUUCCUGACUUUCUUCCACCAUCUGAUAGUCCCUUACAAGGCACAACCCGACGACCACGUGCUGGUACUGUCCCGUCAAGACUUUCCCCAGCUGCUCCUCCAGGGCUGGGGAGCAUCUCAUCGUCUCAAUCUAAGAGCUCGAGACCCACACCUUCGACGAGCCCUUUUAGGUCAUCAUCAUUCAUGGGCUCCGAAUCACCCAAUUCUACAUCGGCGCUCCUUUCACGGCUUAGAGCUGGCUCGAUGCCGCAGCAGAAAAAGCCAAGAAGGAAUCAGGAUGGCCUAACCGACACCGACGUCAAGACAUUAGACUACUUAGGGCUUGCGGAGACCCCCAGACAGAACCAAGCCAAUCUUGUGCAGCCACUCUUGCAGGGGAAUGGUCUACCGCCCUACUUUAAUGAUAUUGCUACCAUGAAUAGAAACCUGAGCAGGCUCAGGUCAUUUUCUGUCAAUGCCAAAGAGAAGUACGCAGAUGAUGAAGAGGACCAGUAUACUCAGAAUGGUGCGUACUCUGGUCAGAACAGUGGCAUCGUAACUCCCAUGGAUGCCGCCUUAGCACAGACAAGAGCACAAAUACACCAUCACAAUCUAGCUGUUCAGGCUUUUGCAAGUCAAGCGUCCGCGAACAGGCCCAGAGCACGUACAGCCGGGGUUCUAGACUCACCUUUACGCCCAGCGCCUGCUCCAAUAAGGCUUCCCACCACUCGACCUCGACAAAUCAGCAACGCAAUACCUGGCUUUGAUUGGAGUGAAGAAUAUGAGGGUUUGCCAGAAGCUGUGCAGGCAAUGAAUUUGAAUACCAUUGCGCGAAGGCCCACCCUUGAAACCUUGGACGAUUCUAGCCAAGACAAGCCGACUCGCGCUUUGUGGCUUGGCAAUAUACCAACAUCAACUACCACUUCAUCAUUGGAGGCUCUCUUUGGUGUUCAUGGCAAGAUCGAAUCCUCGAGAGUCUUGAUGCACAAGAACUGUGGGUUUGUCAAUUUUGAACACGUCGACAGCGCCAGACUAGCCAAGGCCACUCUUAACGGGAAGGAGAUCUUUCCAGGUGCUGGGCCGGUGAAGAUAGGCUAUGCGAAAGAGCCUAAUUCUUCGUCAGUCGGGGGAACUCCCGGCAAUUUUCAGUCAAGAAGCCCAGACCCCUUCAGCAGAGGACAAACUGACUUUUCGGCCUCCCAAGCUGAAGACGACUUUGGUGGCGACCGAGCCAUCAAUGGGACAAAUCCACAAGCUUCUGCUGCGUUAGAAGUUCCAAGUCUGGCGGAAGCUAAAGCGGAUAUCUUGCAAAUGGCACAUGAAUUUGGAGCCACUGCUGAUGAUCGCUACGCCAUUGAAGAUAGCAUUAUCUCUGCGCAGGCAUUUACCAGCUUCGAAGAUGAGAUUCCGCAAGUCCCAGAGCCAUCUCAGAACAGGCUCUAUGACGCUCCGAGACUACGUGAUAUUCGGAAGAGAAUUGACAACAGCUCAAUGGCCCAAUCUGAGAUUGAAGAGACGGCUAUGGCCAUGCUGCCAGAGGUGGCGGAACUGUCUUCUGAUUAUCUAGGUAACACAGUUGUUCAGAAGCUUUUCGAAUUUUGCUCUGAAAGUAUAAAGGAGCAAAUGCUUGCUCAAGUCGCACCCCAUCUUGCUCAGAUCGGCGUACAUAAGAACGGUACGUGGGCUGCUCAAAAGAUCAUUGAUGUCUGCAAGAUUAGCAAUCAAAAGCAGAUUUUAGUUGACUGUCUGCGUCCCUACACCGUGGCGUUGUUUCUAGAUCAGUAUGGCAACUAUGUUCUUCAGGGCUGCUUACGUUUUGGUGCUCCUCACAACAAUUUUAUCUUUGAGACUAUGCUCAGUCGCAUGUGGGAUAUUGCACAAGGAAGAUUUGGUGCCCGAGCCAUGAGAGCUUGUCUCGAGAGCCACCACGCUACAAGGAGCCAGCAACGGAUGUUGGCUGCCGCAAUUGUCCUGCAUAGUGUCAAGCUGGCCACCAACGCCAACGGCGCUCUUUUGCUCACCUGGUUCUUAGAUACCUGCACUCUUCAACAUAAAAGGACCGCACUAGCACCCAAGCUUGUCCCUCAUCUUGUGCAUCUUUGCACUCACAAGGUCGCGUAUCUCACGGUCUUGAAAGUCAUUAAUCAAAGAAAUGAAGUCGAAGCUCGCGAAAUUGUUCUUCAAGCCCUCUUCUCGGAGGAUGGUAAUGUCUUAGAGGAAAUCCUCAGCGACCAACAAUGCGGUGCCACUCUGAUCUUCAAGGUCCUGACGACUCCAUGCUUCGAUGAAAGCCAGCGCAACGAUGUAUUGCAGAAAGUGCGUAAUGUGCUUAUCCGUCUGAAGGCUUCUCCUUCGCAAGGCUACAAGCGGCUUAUGGACGAGGUGGGCCUCUCGGUCAAAAGCAAUAAAGGCGAGCGAGAUCUUACUCCCAACAGUCACGCUUCGCACCAAGAGCGUCCUCGGUCAACACUUCACGGCACUUCUAGAGAUCGAAGGCAUCACCAUCCGGAUAAUGGCAGGCAAUACAACGACAAUCAUUUCCUGCAGUCUCCACCCCAGCAGCCAUAUGCAAUGCAAACGGGCUUCUCAGGUACCUCAGCCAUGGACCCGAAUGAUCUCCUUGCAUAUGACCAAAUGCCCUCAAACUACCCUACCAAUACUUUGAAUGGCCUCUCCUACCAACAAGCAAUGCUUGGGCGUGACAAUUCUCCCGGAGGAUUUUAUCCCAAUGUUGGCAUCGGAGGCUAUCCGGCAACCUCUGCCGGCAUGAAUCAGCUCCCACAGCGAGCCUUAGGCGUAGGGCCAAACCCGAUGAUGCAGCAAAAUGGCUAUUCUCAACCAGGCAUGAACCCCAUGAUGGGCUACAACAACAUGCCAGGAUUCCAACAAUUUCCCAUGCAAUACGCUCAACAGCAGCCCUUGAUGCAGGCUGAUAUGCGUGGUCGUCGGGUGUUUCCCCCUGUGAAAAUAAAGGCUUUGCAGCCGUUCAGACUUACGACUUUCUUUGUCUUUGCAGCUGGAAAGAGGGAUGCUGGCCAACUCUCUACGGCACUAACGGACUUUCUUGUAGAUACUUGA